AUGGGGAGGAAGAUGGACAGGUAGGACAAGAGGGGUGUGUUAAAGUGGCAGGUAAUUGGAAGCUCAGGGUCUUCUUGUAGGCAGAGCUUCUGUGUUCUGUGAAACGGUCACCCAGUCUACACUGCCAAGUAUAAACCUGCUCAUUUACUCUGCCCCCAACUAAUGUUAAAUCUGCAUUGUAGCUCCAUUGUACAGUAAUGUCUUGGAGGCUAGAUCAAUGUACGUAAACACCAGGUAAAUACAAAUAUGACCUGCGUCUGACACAGCAGCUCCUGGUCUGGUUGCUAAUCCCUGACGAUCAGAACGAUCCCAGUCUGCCCCAGGUCCCCAGAUAAUCUCAGCUCGGGCCGUCUUGUGGGUCAUGGCCAUUACAGCUCCCCCCCAUUCUCACCCCCCCCCCCCCCAACAGUUGGCUACACAUCCCAUUCUGCUCCACCGCCAUAGUAACCACUGCAUCACCCACUUCCCACAAAACCAGGAUUCUUCGCCAAAUCCAUUUCCAUCCCCCACUGCAGGACACUGGGGUGAGGGAGGGAUGUGGGGUAAUGGAUCAUCACAAUGGAUUGGUCACUCCCCUUCCCACACCCUCCCAUUGGACACCAUCCCAGUGGGUCACUCCCCUUCCUGUACCCUCCCAUUGGACACCAUCCCAGUGGGUCACUCCCCUUCCCGUACCCUUCUAUUGGACACCAUACCAAUGGGUCAGUCCCCUUCCUGUAUCCUCCCAUUGGACUCCAUCCCAAUGGGUCAGUCCCCUUCCUGUACCCUCCAAUGGGACACCAUCCCAAUGGGUCAGUUCCAUUCCUGUAUCCUCCCAUUGGACUCCAUCCCAGUGGGUCAGUCCACUUCCUGUACCCUCCCGUUGGACAUCAUCCCAAUGGGUCAGUCCCCUUCCUGUACACUCCAAUGGGACACCAUCCCAAUCGGUCAGUCCCCUUCCUGUACACUCCAAUGGGACACCAUCCCAAUCGGUCAGUCCCCUUCCUGUACCCUCCAAUGGGACACCAUCCCAAUGGGUCAGUCCCCUUCCUGUACCCGCCUAUUGGACAGCAUCCCAAUGGGUCAGUCCCCUUCCUGUACCCGCCUAUUGGACACCAUCCCAAUGGGUCUGUCCACUUCCUGUACCCUCCCAGUGGGUCUGUCCCCUUCCUGUACUCUCUCAUUGGACUCCAUCCCAGUGGGUCAGUCCACUUCCUGUACCCUCCCGUUGGACUCCAUCCCAGUGGGUCAGUUCACUUCCUGUACCGGCCUAUUGGACAGCAUCCCAAUGGGUCAGUCCACUUCCUGUACCCUCCCAGUGGGUCAGUUCACUUCCUGUACCCGCCUAUUGGAUACCAUCCCAAUGGGUCUGUCCACUUUCUGUAUCCUCCCAUUGGACACCAUCCCAAUGGGUCACUCCCCUUCCCGUACCCUUCUAUUAGACACCAUCCCAAUGGGUCAGUCCCCUUCCCGUAUCCUUCUAUUGGACACCAUCCCAAUGGGUCAGUUCACUUCCUGUACCCUCCCAUUGGAUACCAUCUCAAUGGAUCAGUCCACUUCCUGUACCCUCCCAUUGGACACCAUCUCAAUGGAUCAGUCCACUUCCUGUACCCUCCCAUUGGACACCAUCCCAAUGGAUCAGUCCACUUCCUGUACCCUCACAUUGGACACCAUCCCCAUGGGUCACACUCUUUCCUGUACGCUCCCGUUGGACACCAUCCCAAUGGAUCACUUCCCUUUCCAAUCACUCCCGUUGGACAUGGAGGAUAUACUGGUCUUAGAAAGGGUUGAUGAGGUUGUGGGGGGCUGUGCUGGUUACUCUCAGAGGAAGGAAUAGAAGGAUUUGGUGAUGUGAGAUAGUGAAGGGGAUGUUGAGAGGAGGCUAGUUAAGAGCAGGAACAGCUGAAGAAGAGGGACCGAGUGGCUGUUUCUGUGCUGGAGAAUAAGUAAUCUUUGGGCCGAGGAGAAAGUAAGGACUGCAGAUGCUGGAGAUCAGUCGAAGGCCCAGUCUUGGGCCUUCCUUGAUUCCUGGAUGUGCCAACAAACAAAAUCUGAAAACACCCAGAUUCUCAUAUAGUUUGCAUCUACAAGCUACAACUGGAAAUAUAAUAAUGCUCUAUUUUAGCACUGAAUUCAAACAGCAAGCUGGAACAUUGCGAUAUAAUUCUGUUCACGUAAUAUCCUGAAUAAAGUUAUUUUCUGCUGGUAUGGGUAA
Molecule: messenger RNA, 2194 nt
Organism: Chiloscyllium plagiosum (whitespotted bambooshark)
Lineage: Eukaryota; Metazoa; Chordata; Chondrichthyes; Orectolobiformes; Hemiscylliidae
Source: RefSeq, a predicted model, not a curated record